AAUGCGCAUGCGUGCGUCGCGACGAUGGAGGAUUGUCUGCAGGGAAGCGAGGGGAGUUCGGGCCUCGGGGAUAGACCGUUUGCCUCCAAAGCCCACGAACCGUGUUCUAAACCGGGUCUGCUGUACGAUGCUCGUAUGAGGGAGCAUGAGAACGAAGGGAACCCCAGUCACCCAGAGUCUCCCGACAGGAUCAGUAGAAUAUGGAGUCUACUGAGGGAGAGAGGGUUGGUGGAGAGAUGCUGCCUUGUCGAGGCCAGAGAAGCAACGAAGGAAGAAAUACUAAAGAUCCACAGGUAAACGCAGUUACUACUUUACGAUCGCUUCAUUUUGUGAUCUGCUUAUUGCAUGCAAUCACACAAUACAAGUUGCAAAUAAGUGUAGCACAUAAAAGUACCUCACAUAAUAUAAGUUGUUGGUUGCCAUGACACCCAGUGAGGAACACUAUGUUACCAUGGAGACGACUCGGGAGAAAUCAACAGAAGAACUGAGGGAAAUGGCCAGGGACUACAACUCUGUUUACCUUCAUAAGCUGAUCUUUCCCUGUGCUCUCCUGGCAGCUGGAAGUGUGAUUGAGAUGACAGAGAAGGUCCUGCAGGGGAAGUUGCCUUCUGGAGUGACGGUUGUAAGGCCCCCUGGCCAUCAUGCCGUCACUGAGAAAUGCAUGGGAUUCUGCAUCUUUAACAGCGUUGCCAUAGCAGCCAAGGUUGCCAUUGACAACCACAACAUCUCAAGGAUCCUCAUUGUUGAUUGGGAUGUUCACCAUGGCAACGCCACUCAGGAGCAAUUCUACGACGACAAAAGAGUGUUGUAUUUCUCCCUCCAUCGCUACGACAACGCCAUGUUCUACCCAAAAUCCACGGCAGCAGGCCCGACUCAUAUGGGCGGAGUCUCGGCGAAGGGUUACAACGUGAACAUGGCAUGGAGUGGCAAGAUGAUGGGAGAUCCGGAGUAUCUGGCUGCAUUUCACCACCUCCUCCUGCCUAUUGCCUCUGAGUUCAAUCCAGAGUUGGUCCUGGUAUCAUGUGGUCUAGAUGCUGCCAAGGACGAUCCACUGGGGCGGUACCACGUGUCUCCGGUAGGCUAUGCUCACAUGACUCAUCUCCUGAGAGGAUUGGCUGGAGGGAAGAUGGUCGUUGCUCAUGAGGGAGGGUACAACCUGAAGUCCAUCUCGGAGUCAAUGGCAGCCAUUGUUAGUGUGUUGCUAGGAGACCCUCUGCCCUGCCUACCAGACAAGAUGGUCCCCAACGAUGAUGCAGUGGACUGUAUUAGAGCAGUGGUUUCUGCCCAGAUUCCAUACUGGAAAUCACUAAGGAUCUUUGGCAGUGUCGGGGCAAAAGAAAUGCAAUACUUCGACAACAGUCCAGAUUUUGAGGAACCUGAGUCACAUGACCAGACUCAGGAGUCACGUGACCGGUCAGGUGAUGUGGGCGGGGCCUCAGGAGGAAACGAGGAUAUAGGAGAUAGUCUACUCAGCAAUCUGAGAGAGAUGGCAAUAGGGGAGACGAUGAUGUUUGCAGUGACUCCAAAAUCAGACUGCGAGCAUCUCACCACUCUUUCCCCUAAGCCCCUCCCACCUGAUAUCGCUUCUCACAGGUGUGAGGAAUGCAACGAGGAGAGGGAGCCGUGGGUCUGCCUCCAAUGUCACCACGUGUACUGUGGUCGUUAUGUCAACGGGCACAUGUUGGGUCACAGUGGAGGGAGUGCUCAUCCUCUGGCCAUCUCUCUAGCUGACAUCUCAGUCUGGUGUUUUCUCUGCGACUCCUACAUCCACCAUCCCUCCCUCACUCCGGCCAAGUCCUCCGUUCACCUCAGCAAGUUUGGUGAACACCCUUCUUCAGGACAGCAGCACUGAUUGCUAUGGACACAAAAUCUUACAUUGUUUCUCAUACUCAAUAUUAUACUCAUAAUUAUCUGUACAACAUUAUUUGGCUCACUUCUCAAUUUUCUAUAAGAGACAGUCUGAAAUUUCAUCAUAGAGUUUGUAUCAUACUGUAAAGAGACUUGAUAAAUAAAAUGAUACUGGUUCACGAAAUGUUUGGUUGCUAUGGUAACAAUAAUCAAUGAUCUACAUUGCCAUGGAUACAGUCACAUGACACGAAAUCUUUGGUUGCCAUGGUAACAAUAAUCAAUGAUCUACAUUGCCAUGGAUACAGUCACGUGACCCACUAAUUUCCGUGAACAAAGUUGUGACAGAUGAAGUUGUGGAUGAAAAUGGACGCGAUGCCUGCGGAGGUGAUGCCGAAGCUGUCGGCAACACUAGCAGCUCCCAUUGAGAACUCUCUGUGGGCCGUAGGUACCUGUUUGGUGAUGGAAUAGAAGGUGUUGACGUAGACUCCGCCCCCUAGCAACCCCUCGUACAGCACCAGGAAGAAGGUAAUCCAGAAGGAGGGGAGGACCAGGUAUAUGGCUUCCAGGAACAACAGAACAA
Messenger RNA from Geodia barretti, 2428 nucleotides. Lineage: Eukaryota; Metazoa; Porifera; Demospongiae; Tetractinellida; Geodiidae. The record is from the annotation of a GenBank genome assembly.